Cataglyphis hispanica is the source of this 2915-nucleotide messenger RNA. Its product is annotated as zinc finger protein Elbow. The coding region runs from base 561 to 2093 and encodes 510 amino acids. Lineage: Eukaryota; Metazoa; Arthropoda; Insecta; Hymenoptera; Formicidae. Gene Ontology annotation, biological process: negative regulation of DNA-templated transcription. The transcript has 2 exons. The record is from RefSeq and is a predicted model, not a curated record. Gene Ontology annotation, cellular component: nucleus.
UGCUCCUCGGGGGAGCGCGAAUCUGCGGUGUACGGUAGGGGAAGUCAGCUGAACGCGGCGGAAUGGUGAGGGUUUGAGCGACGAGAAGGGCAACCGCGCUCCACGUCGACUGCGGCGAGCGAUUCAGUUGCGAGUCGAGCCUCAUCGCGUCGACUUGUACAAUUAUAUAGGUUCCGCACGCUUGUUCGUGAACGCGACUCGUUUUCUUUUUUUCUUUUUUUAUCGCCAUACCAAAGAGAGCGGAUGUACUGGUUGUCGCUCCGGUGUGCUCCGACGACUUCUUUCCGUUACGUUUUGGUGUGCUCGCCUCAGAGAGCGUGUAACGACGAGCGCGAGUAAGUGCUAUUUCAUUAUCGAAAGUGCAGCCUCAUGCAUGGCUUCGUUCGCGAGUGAUACCACUGUUUCGUUGCUGCGACGGAUACAAUAAGGGAGAGAAAAGAAAAGUGCGACGGAAUCCCCCGGAAUUAGUAUCGCCGAUGAGCCGGAGAGUGUGAUAGAGAAAAAAAGUGGUGCUUUCGUCGAGUACAACCGACGGCGCGAGCGAGGAUCGACCGCAAAAGAUGCUGACGUCCAGCGCGAAUCAGUAUCUCCGUCCUGAAUACCUCACGCCGCUACCUACUACGUUAGAUGCAAAGAAAAGUCCACUCGCGCUGCUCGCACAGACCUGCAGCCAGAUAGGAGCGGAUCCACCGUCCAACAAAUCGCUGCUAAGUUCCUUGGACAAAUCGUCGAGUAACAGAUCGUCCAAGAGCGCGGAGCAAUCUCGGGAGAAGUGGUCGCCGACGGUGACAGUGUCGGCCACGUCGGUGCCAACGUCGACGAUCGAAUCCACGAAAACGAGUUUCAAGCCGUACGAGUCUUGCCUGGGACGCGAAAAGGCAUCCAGUCCGGACGAACCUCGAUCGUCGUCGAGUCACUCGACUUGCGGCCGAUCCCGAACACCUGGCAGCGGCAGCAAACGAUGCCCUAGUAAUCAGAGCGCCGCGGCAACGCGUGCAGUCACGCCGCAAGGUAGAAAAACGGCGACGCCGAACGGGGAAGUCACGCGGGACUCGCCGGCUUCGAGAAAUUCGGCGCCCUUGAUAGCGUCGAGCACGGUGGAGGCCGUUACGAGUCAACCAACCAACGUCAGUAGCCCCUCGUUACAAGCGAAACCCGCCUACAGUCCCGCCGGCGUCCUCGCGAUGACCGAUCCAUCUAUCAAGGAUCUCCCAUUGGGCACGUUCAAGCCGGGCGUCAGUCUACCGGCUUCCACCGCCGCCUACUUGGGUUACAGUCCUAAUCAAUUACCCAUCGACGUGAUGGCCAGCUCGCUCAUGUCUCAGCAUCACGCCGCCCUGAAAAACGGUCUCGUAGCCGCUAAUCCUUAUCUCAGCUAUACGCGACUGAAAACGGGUGGGCCCGCGGAUAGCCUGAUGCCGAUAUGCCGGGAUCCCUACUGCACCGGCUGCCAACUGAAUUCGCAUCUACUGUCGAGCUCCGUGGCGACCACCGUCGCCAAUAUUGCCAAUGGAAAAUUGCCAUCGGGCGCGACAUCGGCUUCCUGUCCGGCCGGAUGCGCCCAGUGCGAUCACAAACCCGGCAGCAUCUCGCCUUAUGGACCGCUCGGCACGGCAGGAGCGGUAUACGCGCACGCGCAGCUAGCCGCGUUGGCCGCCGGCACGCAGCUACCUUACGUAUGUAACUGGAUCGCGGGCGACACUGCGUACUGCGGCAAGAGAUUCGGCACGUCCGAGGAGCUGCUGCAGCAUCUCAGGAGUCACACGAGCGUGUCGAGCAACGGCGCGACCGAUCACGCGAGCGCGGCCGCCGCGCUGUCCCUGCUAUCGCCACCGGUCGGAUUACCACCGACCCAUCCCCUGUUCGCCAGAUCUUAUCCCACGCCACCCUUGAGCCCGCUCGCCACCGCGCGCUAUCAUCCCUAUGGAAAACCCUCGCCGCUGUUACCGCCGUCUUUGUCGUCGUUGGGCCUGCCGCUACCGCCGCCACCGCCGCCGCCGCAUCCGCACGCGACCGCCGGACUACCGCCGUAUUUUUCGCCCUACUCUAUUUACGGGCCUCGUCUAGGUGCCGCCUCCGGGAUGCAUCAAUGAGUUCUCGGUAACGAGCACUCGUGAGCCAAACGCUUGCGAGGUGAGUUGACCGGCGAACUGUGAUUUCUCUACGAAUUCGAGCACGUAAACCGGAGAGUGUCGCGUGUUCCGCCGACGUGAUGCUUGCAUGUAUUUACGGAAUCUCGUAAGGAGGAAGGUCUAAAGUUAUCGAGCGGAUAUCGAGGCGCGGUAGGAUUAUUUUUUCUUUUUAAUUUUUUGUUUUUUUAUUAGUACGCGAUGGUCUGCGUCUUCUGCAAAAUUGUACGCUAAGCCUUUUUUCACCUUGCGAUUGAAAAUACAGUAUAGAACUUGAAAGAUUGAAUAAUGUGUAAUGUACACCCGAAACGACACCUUCUACUUGUUCUUAAGCGCGAAUCCUUAGUGUUUCCAUGUUAACGCAGCCGGGAUUUUGAUAUAUAUUUCGUAGAUAGUAUAUAUCUUUAAUAAAUAUUAAGUUUUGAGAGUAUUUAGAAUUCUCAAUAAAUAUUCACUUAAAAGUCCUACUUUGUGCAAAAACUGCUUUUUUUUUGGAAAGUAAGUAUUCAAUCUUUUGAGGUUAAAAAAAUAAGAUGGCUGCGUAUCCCUACCUCAGCUCUCUUUACAGGAAUAAUAAUCUAUUUUUAUCAAAACUGUAUUGCAUUCGAACUGCAUUUAGGAUGAUUAAUUCUCGCUCAGCAGCAUCCGGAUAAUAAUAUAUGAAUACGAACAGCAUUUGCUUCUAUUAUCAUUAACUUCACUUGACAAUGAAGAAUCAGGUUCAAAUAGAAAUUAAAUAUCUCUUUGGAUUCUUUCAAAAAUUUUCAUAAAAUUUUAGCGUUUUUU